Molecule: messenger RNA, 978 nt
Organism: Puma concolor (puma)
Lineage: Eukaryota; Metazoa; Chordata; Mammalia; Carnivora; Felidae
Source: RefSeq, a predicted model, not a curated record
AUGCCUCGGCCGGGCCGCAACACGUACAGCGACCAAAAGCCGCCCUACUCGUACAUCUCGCUGACCGCCAUGGCCAUCCAGAGCUCGCCCGAGAAGAUGUUGCCUUUGAGCGAGAUCUACAAGUUCAUCAUGGACCGCUUCCCCUACUACCGGGAGAACACGCAGCGCUGGCAGAACAGUCUGCGCCACAACCUAUCCUUCAACGACUGCUUCAUCAAGAUCCCACGGCGGCCAGACCAGCCGGGCAAGGGCAGCUUCUGGGCGCUGCACCCCAGCUGCGGGGACAUGUUCGAGAACGGCAGCUUCCUGCGGCGCCGCAAGCGCUUCAAGGUGCUCAAGUCCGACCACCUGGCGCCCAGCAAGCCCGCCGACGCCGCGCAGUAUCUGCAGCAGCAGGCCAAGCUGCGCCUCAGCGCGCUUGCGGCCUCCGGCACGCACCUGCCACAGAUGCCCGCUGCCGCCUACAACCUGGGCGGCGUGGCGCAGCCCUCGGGUUUCAAGCACCCCUUCGCCAUCGAGAAUAUCAUCGCUCGAGAGUACAAGAUGCCUGGGGGGCUGGCCUUCUCCGCCAUGCAGCCCGUGCCCGCCGCCUACCCGCUCCCCAACCAGUUGACUACCAUGAGCAGCUCGCUGGGCACUGGCUGGCCGCACGUGUACGGUUCCGCAGGCAUGAUCGAUUCGGCCACCCCCAUCUCCAUGGCUAGUGGCGAUUACAGCGCCUACGGCGUGCCAUUGAAGCCGCUGUGCCACGCAGCAGGCCAGACGCUGCCCGCCAUCCCGGUGCCCAUCAAGCCCACCCCGGCCGCGGUGCCCGCGCUGCCCGCGCUGCCCGCGCCCAUCCCCACCUUGCUCUCGAACUCGCCGCCCUCGCUCAGCCCCACGUCCUCGCAGACAGCCACCAGCCAAAGCAGCCCCGCCACUCCCAGUGAAACGCUCACCAGCCCGGCCUCCGCCUUGCACUCGGUGGCGGUGCAUUGA